UAUAGAAUUGCGAGAUGAUUGUACCUUUUAUCAGUUCAGCUACAGUACAUUAGAUUAUGUUACCUGGCUAUAAAGUAUACACAAGUUUGAGUGUAAAAGCCAUUGCACUCCAAAAUGUGUAAUAAAUGUAAUGGUGUUACAGCUUCAUAAACUGCGUUACCAACAUUUUUCCAAGAACGUAUGACAUAACGUCUCAGCCUUGUAGAGGCACUCCUUAUAGACCCUGUUAAAUAACUCAACCUUUAAGCUCACCUUUGGCUUAUCAAAGUCCCUUUUGGAGGACGUGUGGAGGAGGAGGAGAAGCUGGAUAACUCUGGAGCAGCCACUUUACACUCUUGCUUUGGGAAGGCUAGCGAGUGAAGACUGGAGCUUUAUGAACAUGGCCGUGUACAAGCCAAAGGUGAUUUCUCUAACCAAGAGGCCGAAUCAGACAUUCGGCUUCUACUUGAGGGUGGAGCACGGCGAGGAUGGUCACCUGAUUCGCUGCUUGGAGAUGGGUGGUCCUGCUGAACUGUCAGGCAUGAAGGAUGGAGACCGAAUCCUCCGAGUGAAUGGCAAAUUUAUCGAUGGACUUUCCCAUUCUGAGGUGGUUGAGCUAGUGAGAAGCAGCGGGGCCACAGUCAACUUCCACAUUCUGGAUGAAGCUUCUUACAAGCAGGCGAAGAAUCAAGGAGUGAACCUGGGUGAGCCUCAUCUUACACCAGCAGUCAGCACUGUGGUCCAACAGCCUCUAAAACCCAGACUCUGCUACCUGGUCAAGUCAAGCUCCGGUUAUGGCUUCUCUCUUCGCUCGAUUAAAGGCGAGCAGGGCAUUUUGGUGACGGAGGUGGUGCCUGGCAGCACGUCAGACCGAGCAGGUGUCAAAGUCAACGACCGUCUUGUGGAAAUCAACGGGGAGAACGUAGAGAGUGCCGCGCACGAACAAGUGGUGGACAAGAUCAAGACAGCGGGCAACAGCCUCAUGUUCCUCCUGGUGGACGAGGCGGACAGGUACUACCAGAGCGUGCACAUGAAGAUAACUGCGCGCUUUGCAACUACCAAGUGUCUCCCUCAUCAUCCACGCAUCGUCCACCUCACCAAAGGGCCCGGCGGUUACGGCUUCCUGCUCAAAGAGGAGCCCAAUAUUGAAGGACACAUCAUUAGGGACGUAGACAGAGCGAGUCCAGCCGAGAGAGAAGGUCUCAGGGACAUGGAUAGGCUGGUGGCUGUGGACGGCCAGGAGGUGAACGGCUGUACUCAUGAACAGGUGGUGGACAUGAUCACUGGUGGCAACAAAUGCUGCCUCCUAGUGGUAAACAAGGACACUGACCUUAUGAAUAAAAUAUGCCUGUGUCCCACACAGGCUAAAGUGUCACCGAUGCUUUUCUGGGAGGAGGAGAAGGACUCUCUUUCCCCACCUAGUUACUCCGAGGCAAUCACCUUACCCGCCCUGGUUAAACCAUCCACACCUGCUCAGGAGGAGAAGGACAAGAAUGAGAAGCUCAAAACUAAAUUGUGUAAGAUGGAGAAGACAGCAGCUGGAUUUGGCUUCCACCUAAACGGCAUCCAGGGUGUGUUUGGCCAGUACAUUACAGAGGUGGUGAAGGGCGGAGUUGCCGACCAGGCCGGUCUGGAAAACGGCGACAUGGUGGUGGGAGGUCAAUGGAAGAAUGUGGAGAAGAGCCUCCACGAGGAUGUGGUUGCCAUGAUCCGCAGCAGUGGAAGCUCCCUCGAGCUGCUGGUGGUCCCAAAGAGCGUUUCCGAUGAAGUCAAGGGUAAAGGGGUUGCCAUCACACGGGACCUUGUGCAGGAGACGUCACAAGCGCAGGUUCACAACCAAGAGGAGGCGCAGCAAACUCCCACUAAAGAAAGGACCGCAUCAGUGUCUUCGUCUUGUCUCAAAGUAGUUUGGAUGACAGACUUUAAGAGGGGACAACACUAAAGCUGAAUUGAAACUGCUUUGCCUCGUUUACACCUGCUGGUCCCAAUAUUCGUACAUCUC
Molecule: messenger RNA, 1981 nt
Organism: Entelurus aequoreus (snake pipefish)
Lineage: Eukaryota; Metazoa; Chordata; Actinopteri; Syngnathiformes; Syngnathidae
Gene: pdzk1
Product: PDZ domain containing 1
Biological process (GO): protein localization to plasma membrane
Cellular component (GO): apical plasma membrane
Molecular function (GO): protein-membrane adaptor activity; signaling receptor binding
Source: RefSeq, a predicted model, not a curated record